AAGAAACUAACAAAAACGGCAAACGCGCACGCACAUUAAUAUUUCGUUUCGAUGGAAGCGGGAAGUCUCCUCCAUAGUCACAUUCCAUGGAACCCACCCAAACGCCCAAUACGUCGCCGUAUUGGCUCCUCUUUCCCGCGCUUCUUCAUUUCUAGGGCUUCCUCUUCUUCUUCUUCUUCUUCUUCUUCAAAUUCAGAGCGAGGUUACAGAGGACCAAAGCCAAAGAGGGAUUGGGUCGCCGAUUGGGUCUCCAACAACGACGACGUCGUUCGGAGCUUGCCGAUUUACGUCGGUGGAGUCUCGCUCUUGGCUGUUCUGUUAAACCGCACCGUUUCGGGCAUUGCUCCUGUUGCUGAUGCUAGCAGUUCACAGUCAAGAUCUGAUCUUUUGACACUUGGUUUGGCAGUCACUAACAUCCUAACUGGUCUGGUAUGGCUGUCAAUCCGACCAAAAUCUAUAUCUGUGGUAAGUCCUCAAGGGGUUGAAUGUCAGAGAAUAUGUUCUAAUCUCCCUGAUUCUGUGGUUUCUGAGUUACUGUGGGUAUGGGAGUCUAUGUCAAAUGUGACAUGCUGCAGGUCUCUAAUUGUUGUUUAUGAUGGCUGUUGUAUCCUUCAAAUUGGUUGUGCAGCCAAAUCUUCGUUUGGUGAUGGUGAAGCUGUGGCUGUGGAUGCCAAUAAACUAAUGCAAGGAUCACUCUGUCAGGGUGUUAUAAAAUCUGGAACUCAGAGCUACUUGGCCAACCUAUCUCUUUAUCCUGGGAAGUCUGAGCUGCCAUUUCUGCCUUCAAAUACACAGGCAGUAAUUCUGCAACCGCUUGGAGAGAAAGGAAUUGCAAUAAUUGGUGGUGACACAAUCAGGGGUUUCACGAGUUCUGACCAGGCAUGGAUUACGUUAAUUGGAGAGAAGCUGGAUGCUACGCUUGCAAAGAACUUGAAUAGCCUCCCAUUGGCCGUCCAAGAUUGACUUUGAAAGAACUACCGAGUUAAAGCUUAUCAAUAUCAUGUGCGUAUAACAUUUGUGUGGCCUUUUAAGCAAGCGAACCUUAAUGCAACAACUUGCAAACUAGAGUGGUAAGAGGCACAUCAGAUUCAUUCCAGAGUGUGUUCAAAUUUCGUACCUCACCUGCUCACCAUAGCUUGUAUUUUUGUAAAGGUUAUGAUCGUGCUCUUCAAUGUCUUGAGCUGCAAAACUAGUCCAUUCAUUUUUCCAUUUCCUAGGUACCUGCUUUAGAAACCUAUUGCAUAUUGUAUUAUCUAAUGUAAAGAACAUGUGGCAGAUUAAACACACUGCAUUUAUUUCUUAAGUUCUUCAUCAGUGGAAUGACAAGUUGUCCUACCUUUUUUUUAAA
Molecule: messenger RNA, 1348 nt
Organism: Quercus lobata
Lineage: Eukaryota; Viridiplantae; Streptophyta; Magnoliopsida; Fagales; Fagaceae
Gene: CCB4
Product: cofactor assembly of complex C
Exons: 8
Coding region: 52-963 (303 amino acids)
Biological process (GO): cytochrome b6f complex assembly
Cellular component (GO): chloroplast
Source: RefSeq, a predicted model, not a curated record